Molecule: messenger RNA, 1000 nt
Organism: Aspergillus versicolor CBS 583.65
Lineage: Eukaryota; Fungi; Ascomycota; Eurotiomycetes; Eurotiales; Aspergillaceae
Gene: sod2
Product: superoxide dismutase sodB
Exons: 4
Coding region: 109-783 (224 amino acids)
Biological process (GO): superoxide metabolic process
Cellular component (GO): mitochondrion
Molecular function (GO): superoxide dismutase activity; metal ion binding
Source: RefSeq, a predicted model, not a curated record
GUUCCUCGUCCUCUCUCCCUCUUCUUUUUUUUUCCCACUCAGGAUCCCCUCUAAUUGACAUCUCUCUCCUCUGUCCUGUAAUAUUAUUAUUUAAAGAAAUCUGUAAAAAUGGCUUCUCUCAUCCGCACCUCUCUGCGCACUGGCCUGCGUGCCAGCUCUUCCUCGGCUGCGCCCUCCUUGACCUUCACCCGCGGCAAAGCUACUCUGCCCGAUCUCGCCUAUGACUAUGGAGCUCUGGAGCCCGCUGUCUCCGGCAAGAUCAUGGAGCUGCACCACAAGAACCACCACCAGACCUAUGUCAACAGCUACAACACUGCCCUCGAGCAGCUCCAGGAGGCUCAGGCUAAGAACGACAUCUCCGCUCAGAUUGCCCUCAAGCCUUUGAUCAACUUCCACGGUGGUGGACACAUCAACCACACCCUUUUCUGGGAGAACCUGGCUCCGAAGAAUGCUGGCGGUGGUGAGCCUCCUUCCGGUGCCCUUUCCAAGGCUAUCAACGAGAGCUUUGGCAGCCUCGAGAACUUCCAGGGUCAGAUGAACACCGCCCUUGCAGGCAUCCAAGGAAGCGGUUGGGCCUGGUUGGUGCAGGACAAGCAGACCGGCAACAUCGCCAUCAAGACAUACGCGAACCAGGACCCCGUUGUUGGUCAAUUCAAGCCCCUCCUCGGUAUUGAUGCUUGGGAGCACGCCUACUACCUCCAAUACCAGAACCGCAAGGCCGAAUACUUCAAGGCUAUCUGGGAAGUGAUCAACUGGAAGAACGUGGAGAAGCGUUUCUCGUAAAUCCUGUGUGCAUGUUGUUGAUUUAUUGGAUAUAAAAGCCUCCAUCUGACAUGUAGACUUGCCAAUGUACUGAAUAUCGACACGCUCCUUUAGCCUUCCUAUGUAUAAUGCGCUUGUAGCAAGUAGCUGCUGGCAUGUGGCCUAGCCUGGAAAUUUCCCCUAGAGUCAGCUAGAUUCGAGAUUAAUACAAAAACAAAUAAAUGCUCAAUGUGCCUUU